This is a messenger RNA of Sarcophilus harrisii (Tasmanian devil), 4521 nucleotides long. RefSeq names its product dachshund family transcription factor 2 (gene DACH2). The transcript has 12 exons. Lineage: Eukaryota; Metazoa; Chordata; Mammalia; Dasyuromorphia; Dasyuridae. The coding region runs from base 2268 to 3710 and encodes 480 amino acids. The record is from RefSeq and is a predicted model, not a curated record.
AAUACAUGUGCCAGCACUUGUUACUUUAACACAGAUAAAUUUACCAACUAGCUGACUGUUCCUCCCUAUCAGAGAAUGAAGAACACAAAUGGAAAGGGAUAUGGGAGAAGCAUAUUUGAUGGAGAGUCCUGAUCAUGACUCACUUAGAAAAAGUAUAAUCAGGCCUGGAUAGGUUGCUGUAUUGAUGGGUCUUGGGUUACCAGACCCAUUGGGCUUGUGUUGGUUCAAUGUGGGAGUCAACAGCAAUCAGAGGGGUUUUUGUUUAUUUAAAGUUUUCCCUGGAUUUGAUGUGGUCAACUUAUCUAGUGGGUAGGACAUAGAAGUAGGAGAUAGGGCAUUGUGAUGCUUUGGGGAAUUUAUGAUAUCCCUAUUUGUCCACUAGUAGGCUUUGUACUUACAAAUCUGAUAAGCAUUCUCUGUCUUUGUCUCACUCAUUUUCUCCAAGUCUUGGAUAAAAAUCUGAUUCAGCAUACAGUCAAGCACCAAUCCUUUGAGCAUUCUCCUGGAGACUUACUGUCAAGAUGACAUUAAAUGACUUCAUCUUAAUGCCUUCUCUUUGAGUCCGGACAUCUAGACUACUUCUAUAUCCAUGUUCACAUCUUUCUCUCUGAUAAUAGUCUAAGUCAGUGAAUCACAUGCUUACUAAAAUUCAGGCAAAUGAUAUUGUUAAAAGAUCAUAAGAUUAAAGUGGCCUAAGUUCUUGAGAUCAAAUGGGCUUUGUCAUUACUGCCUCCUUUCCUAAAUGUUCAGAACCUUCAUUGAGAAUCCUCUCUACUUGUGUAUCGAUUAUUUUCAUGAAGAUUUUGUAGAAAUGGGAAAAUUGUGUAGUAUUAGCCCUAUUUUAUAGGGGAGGAAAUUGAGAUUCCAGAACUAAGUAAUGUAGGCCAGAUUCCAUUUCAAGUCUCCUCGAUUCUAUGACCAGCACUUUGGCCACUGUGUAACGUGGAGCUCCUUCAUGGGACACGUUGCUUACUUAGGUGUCAAGAAUUGAAAUGUGUUCCCUCUUCUUGGUUGUGGAGAGCAGACUUUUGAUACAUUUUUUCCCUUUUUUCUCCUUUGUCUUCCUUCCAAAAAGAAGCCUCAAGCAGGGAAUUCUGGCUGAUAACAUGUUGCUUAUAUCUAAAUAAGUAAAGGCUUAGAAAUUGGGGUCUGUAGUCCAAUGAAACAGAGUGAACACUGGACUUGAUGUCUGCGAGCCUGGGAUUCGGUUCCACCUUUGCUACUUCUUAGCCAUGUGGCUCUUGCAAAUGGCACUUCAUCUGCCAUCACUGUGUUUGUACUAGGUGUCCCCAAUAUCUGGAAUUCUCUCCUAAGAUUCUCUCCCUUCCAGACUCGGCUCAAAUCCCAGCUUUCAUAGCAGGUAUCUUCCAGUUCCGGUAGCUAUUGCUUCACUUUCUUGCCUUCUGACAUUCUCAUCCAUCUACGUAGUGUAUCGCUCCGCUAUACUCAGCUGUACUGAGCAUGUUGUCUUCUCCAUUAGAAUGUGAGCUCAUUCAGGCCAGAGACAGGGUUGUUGCCUUUUUUUGGUUGUAUCUCCAGUUUUAAGUACAGUGCCAAGUACACAGUAAGCACUUUGAUGGCUCACUGUCUAAAGAUUUCCCCUAAUUCCAUUUGGAGGCCAAGUGUGUGAAAGGCACUUAAAGGGAAGUUUGGGAGAAUCAUUUACCGAACUGAUUCUUGUCCUUGCCUUUCAUUGAAGAUGUUCUUAUAAUCAACCUGUUUGAUGUUGUGCCAUUUAAGUCAUACUCCCUAAACUAUCAUGUUAAACCUAUUGCCACACUGUUUUUCUUCACGCCUCCCUUAUUGGCUUUACAAAAGGUACAUUUUCCUCACCCCAACUCCUCGAUUAUCAUUGACAUAAGGUUUCAGGGAGUGUGGGGGGGGCAGUUCUCACAGUUUGUACCUGUGGCGUUCUUUGAGAUCUUCCACUGAUGGUGGGGCAUCGAUAUUCUUUGCUAGCAUAGUCAGUGGCAUCUUAUUCUUCAUUGUCCAAUGAGCUCCCAGUCUUCAGAAUCUCUUAACUAGAAUUAGGAUUUUUAUACUGACCUUCUGAAGAUCGGUGACAUCUUUAAAAUAAGCAGAGCUGUGACUUGGAAUUUUUGUAUCUAGGCUGGCUGCAGAGAAUGGACCUUUAGUCGGAUUAGGAUGAGGGACAGUGGGAGAUAGGGGGUAGAUUCUUUCCGAAGCCUGUAGUUUGCCUUUUUAACCCAUUCUUAGUGACAACUUGGUGCUAAACUCUGCUGCUUUGUCAAUUACAAGGACCACAAAUGCUAUCUGUGCCCUUUAAAUUCAAAUCUUUGGUACAAAGCCCCUGUUGUUCUUUCCUGGUUUUGCCUCUGAAAGUGGGAGCUGAUGGGUAUUUCAGGAUGCGCAUUUGCUGUAGAGCAAAUCUGUGCAGUUCGAGGCCUGGAAGACCCCCCAAACGUUCUCUGGGAGUGGCCAUACAAGAAAACGCGCGCCUUCUGCCCCAUGGCGUCCCAGGCCUCAUAUCACCAGGCCUUAUCUCACCAACAGGUAUUACAGCUGCUGCCAUGGUCGAGGCCAUGAAGUUACAGAAGGUGAAGCUCAUGGCAAUGAAUAGUCUCCAUGGAGGUGGAAGCCAAAAUGGAACCGAGUCAGAAAAUGAAGAGCUUAACUCUAAUGCUGGUGGAAGUGAAUCCUCCUGGGACAAGGAAAAGAUGCAGUCUCCUAUGACUUCUGGAUCCCAGCCCAGUGUGAGCCAUGCCACACUGCCAGGCCAGGCCAGCCUGGGAAGUGCCCAUCCACUCAAUCCUCUCCAGCAAAAUCAUCUGCUGACUAACAGGCUGGACCUGCCAUUCAUGAUGAUGCCUCAUCCACUGCUGCCUGUCACCUUGCCUCCUGCAUCAGUCGCCAUGGCGAUGAACCAGAUGAACCACCUCAAUACUAUUGCCAACAUGGCCGCAGCAGCCCAGAUCCAUAGCCCACUCACCAGGGCAGAGGCUUCUGUUAUUAAGGAGAGGAUUCAGGAGAGCCCUUCCCCUGCUCCUUCUUUGGAUGAGGGCCUUCGCCCUGUCAGCCUUGAAUCUUCUCAUCACAGCAGCAGCAUGUCCAGCUCUCCUUCUCAGAUGGACCGCACCCCAGAGAGAUUUGCUCUGAUGACUGCCAAUAGAGAGGGAGAGUUCACUGAUCAAGAUAAUGGAUCAAAUCCAAAAAAGCACCAGAAGGAGAAAGAAGAGGUGCAGGUUGCCAUGCCGAUGAUGAAACCGGGCCUAGAGAAGGUCCAACUGGCUGGACAAGCCAUGCCUGCUGGCUUCUCCUCCCCAUUCAUUUUUGCCGAUAGCCUUUCUUCUGUGGAAACGCUCCUGACCAACAUUCAGGGCCUCCUGAAAGUGGCUCUAGACAAUGCUCGCAUCCAGGAGAAGCAGAUGCAGCAGGAGAAGAAAGAACUGAGAAUGGAGCUCUUCAGAGAGAGAGAGCUAAGAGAGACCCUGGAAAGACAGCUUGCUGUGGAGCUGCAAAGCAGAGCUACGAUUCAGAAGCGCCUGAAGAAGGAGAAGAAGGCCAAGAGAAAACUGCAGGAGGCCCUGGAAUUUGAGUCCAAGCGUCGGGAGCAAGUGGAGCAAGCCCUGAAGCAAGCUUCCACAGAUGCUGCAAUGCCAGAUAGAGAAAUAGAGAAUGGGACUCAGCCUGACAAUGCAGCAACAAUGCAAGAGAGCCAGGUGUACAUCAAGCCUCCCGUCAUGUACUGAAGGAAGUUUCUAAUAAAAAGAAUAUAUCCAUACACAUGCCAUCCAUUAUCUGAAGCUAUCUAGUUCGUUAAGUUGUUACCUUUGAUGCCUUCAGUGCUAUGUGAAGAACAGAAAUUGUAGCAUGAAACUUGAAGACGUUGGCUGCAUUGAAUACCGCAACAUCGAAAGCUUUUUGUAAGCCGCUCACGCCAAACCAAGCCUGUUGCAAUUGAUCAUUUGUAGACCCCCUCUCCUCUAGAAGUUUUAGUCUUUUUGAGUACAUAUGAGAUUUAUUCCUUCAAGAGAACUAACCUUUUAUUUGCCCCCCUUAAGGAGGUAGCUAUUACUGUCUAGCAGUGGCACAACCCUUAUUAAUCGGCCCUAAUGGUCCCCGCUGGCUUUACCUAUGUGCAAAUCCUAAGUCCAGUUUAGCGCCAAAACUAUUCACCCUUGAGCUGUUUCAAUUGUGUUUAUAAAUUAAGCUUUGUUUACUGAAGCAGAUAUUCCAUAUAUACUACAUUUUGCAGAGAAAUAUGUGUACGUUUUAAAAAAAGGGCAUAAAAGUGCCCUUUCAAUUUGAUGAAUGAUGCGAAUACUGUGUGAGCUUAAUUAAUCUUAACCAGCUGAAGUCCUAUGGUUAUAAUUGAUGCUUUAUAUGCUCAGUUCAGCUUGGCUUUUGGUCUUUUCCAGUGAAAACAUGAAUAUGCAGUAGAGUGUUAGAUCCUAGAAACUUUUACGUAUGGUUUCUCUGUUGUACCAUAUUAAGUUAAAGUACCCCUUCUUUGUUAAGAUGUUCUCGCUUAAAAUGCAGUAUUAAAAAAAAAAAAAAAAA